Cantharellus anzutake is the source of this 834-nucleotide messenger RNA. RefSeq lists its product as uncharacterized. NCBI's taxonomy places the organism in Eukaryota, Fungi, Basidiomycota, Agaricomycetes, Cantharellales, Hydnaceae. The transcript has 2 exons. Bases 190 to 792 code for a protein of 200 amino acids. The record is from RefSeq and is a predicted model, not a curated record.
CGCUCUCGGAACCCCAGUCGCUACUCGCCUUUGACGUCCUUGGAUUGUCUCUCGAAGCCUGGUUGUCGAUCUUCUUCGCUUACUGCACUUUGGCACCUUGGCCUUCUCAUCGACCUGUGACCGACGUGCCUUGUGGAUUCCAUCGUCUAGGAAGCGAACAACAACCAACUGAAUCAAGUGCAAGGACACAUGGGGCCCCUUCAAUCCGAUGGAUGCGCAACCGCGGAGCACGACUCGCUUUCGCUCGCAGUUCUGACCAGUCUGCCAGUUCGUUUUUCCCUGCGCCCUUGCUCCCGGAACUCUAGUCGUCGCCUGUCUUCACGACCUAUGAUCACAGCUCUCAUCUUCAUGCAACCUGGCCGUGUCUGCUUUGGCGAACUGCUUGUGGAUCAGUUUUACUGGUUAUCGAGUCUACACAUCCUGCUUUCCCUCUAUGACCAUUUGGGCUGCCCAUGGACUCCGAUGACCCGUUGUACACCUUACAGAUUUGACGCGCUUUGCAGGUUCCAUCGACAAAGGAGAAUGGACAACAAAGCAGAGGUGCAGGAACCCAUACACGCCCUUUUCCCUUUUCUAUCCGAUGGAUGCACAGUGAGAAAGAACGACCCACCUUCCUUUCCGCUCCAACAUGUUGUUUCUGUCACCUGGUCUCGACGUAUGCUCUUGCCCCGGGCCGUUUCCCUUCAAGCUCUCAGCCUUCCAGCCUUUCGGUCACAACCACUUCCUUUGGAGUACCCUGUCGCCAAGUUUCUUUAUGUGUAUUUCGUCCUGGAUCUUUCUCUUCUUGGGUAGCUCAUCAAUCACUAUUUCUGGGUCAUACUUCCAACAGAAGCG